AGCAAUGUAAAGCAGAUGCAAAUGGGUGAUGGGUCCAAGGCCUGAAUCGCGGUUAGUGGAAACAAGGCCACCUUUGGCUGCAAGAAUGGGGUAUUGGGGUAAAGAUAAAACUGCUUCUGAUUUGGUGGACCAAAUGCAUUUUUUGAAUAUUAAUGUUGUCAAAGCUAGGGAUCUUCCAGUUAUGGAUAUAUCAGGGAGUCUUGAUCCUUAUGUUGAGGUGAAACUUGGUAAUUACGAACGUGUUACAAGGCAUUUUGAAAAGAAUCAAUACCCUGUAUGGAACAGUGCUUUUGCCUUCUCUAAAGAAAGACUGCAGUCUAAUUUGAUUGAAGUCACUGUAAAAGAUAAGGAUUUAGGGAAAGAUGAUAUUGUUGGUAAAGUUAUGUUUGAUAUUGAUGAAGUCCCUCUUCUUGUUCCACCAGAUAGUACUUUAGCUCCGCAAUGGUAUAGGUUGAUCAAUAAGAAAGGAGAGAAGAUUCCACGAGGUGAAAUCAUGCUUGCUGUGUGGAUGGGAACUCGAGCUGAUGAGGCUUUUCCUGAGGCUUCGCAUUCUGAUGCUCAUAUGGCUAGUCAACAGAAUUUGGUUAAUGCGCGAUCCAAAGUAUAUUUCUCACCUAAAUUGUAUUAUCUAAGAGUUCAUGUUAUUGAAUCUCAGGAUCUUCUGCCAUCAGAUAGAAGCCGGAUGCCCGAGGCUUAUGCCAAGUUACAGCUUGGGCACCAGGCAAGGACUACCAAGCCCUCACCGAUGAGACACAUUAAUCCGGUGUGGAAUGAGGAGCUAAUGUUUGUUGUAUCUGAGCCAUUUGAGGAGUAUUUGAUAAUAGAUGUCGUGGAUAGAGUUGGACCGGGAAAAGAUGAAUUGAUUGGCAGGGCUAUGAUAUCACUUAAAAAUAUUCCAACCAGAGUCGAUAACUCUAAGCUAAUAGAUGCUAUAUGGUUCAAUCUUCUCAAGCCUUCUCAUGCAGCAGAUGAUGACGAGAAGAAGAAAGAAGUGAAGUUCUCUAGCAAGAUUCAUCUUAGAGUUUGGAUAGAUGCUGGUUACCAUGUUCUUGAUGAGUCCACACAUUUUAGCAGUGAUCUUCAACCAUCAUCAAAGUUCUUGAGAAAGCCGAGUAUUGGACUUUUUGAAUUAGGUAUUCUCAGUGCCAAGAAUCUGAUGCCAAUGAAGAGUAAAGAGGAUCGAAUUACAGAUUCAUAUUGUGUUGCUAAGUAUGGGAAUAAAUGGGUUCGAACAAGAACACUCAUUGACACUCUCGCUCCUCGAUGGAACGAGCAGUUCUCUUGGGAAGUGUUUGAUCCGUGUACUGUUGUCACCAUUGGGGUCUUUGACAAUUGUCACAUCAAUGGCAAAGAUGAAGCUAGAGAUCAGAGAAAUGGUAAGGUGAGAAUUCAGAGAAUUGGUAAGGUGAGAAUUAGGUUAUCGACUUUGGAAACUGAUCAGAUCUAUACAGAUUUUUAUCCAUUGCUGGUUCUUACACCCUCUGGUUUAAGGAAACAUGGUGAGCUUCAUCUGACCAUAAGGUUCAAGUGUACUGCUUGGGUAAAUAUGGUAGCACAAUAUGGGAGGCCAUUGCUCCCGAAAAUGCAUCAUGUGCAUCCCAUUCCCGUUAGGCGUAUUGAUUGGUUGCGCCACCAGGCAGUGCAGAUAGUAGCUGCAAGGCUGGCCAGGGCUGAGCCACCUCUUAGAAAGGAGGUUGUUGAGUAUAUGCUGGAUGUGGAUUACCAGAUGUUCAGUCUCAGAAGAAGCAAAGCUAAUUUCUUUCGCAUAACGGGACUGCUUUCUGGGAUUUCUGCAGUUCAUGGAUGGUUUUAUGGGAUUUGCAAUUGGCGAAACCCUUUGACGACUAUCCUUGUCCAUGUGCUCUUCGUGAUAUUGAUUUGCUAUCCAGAACUCAUUUUACCAACAAUUUUCCUCUACCUGUUUGUAAUUGGCUUGUGGAACUACAGGAUUAGACCUAGAGCUCCACUGCACUUGGAUGCUCGCCUUUCGCAAGCUGAAAAUGCUCACCCAGAUGAACUGGAUGAAGAAUUUGAUACAUUCCCUACUUCUCGGCAAACAGACGUCAUAAGAAUGAGGUAUGAUCGACUGAGGAGUUUGGUGGGGAGGGUGCAAACUGUAGUUGGAGAUUUGGCAAUACAAGGUGAAAGGGCUCUUUCCAUACUAAGCUGGCGGGAUCCAAGGGCUACUGCUAUAUUUAUAAUCCUUGCAUUGAUCUGGGCUGUGUUUCUAUAUGUUACUCCAUUCAAAGUAGUUGCAGUGCUCAUAGGACUUCACUGGCUGCGCCAUCCACGAUUCAGGAGCAAGCUGCCAUCAGUACCUGUUAACUUCUUCAAGAGGUUACCAUCUAAGUCUGAUAUGCUUUUGUAAGUUGCUGGUAAAUUUUCACCUUAUCCAUUGUAUUCAAGUUGUAAAUAGAGAGAUGGGUUCAGUGAAUAAGUGGGGUAUAAAAGGCUGCUACACAAGACACAAAUGGAAGAGCAGUUUCCCUUGUUCCCCCCUAAUCCCUACUUGCAUAAUUAACAAGUCUUUGUUUAUUUUCUUGGUUGAUAUUGUAAUCAUCCUAUGAGGUUGUAGAGUAUAGUUGUUUGUAUCUGUUUAGAUGUAAAAAGUAUUGUAAAUUCAAAGUUAAUUAGGAUUGUGUACCCA
Molecule: messenger RNA, 2647 nt
Organism: Solanum lycopersicum (tomato)
Lineage: Eukaryota; Viridiplantae; Streptophyta; Magnoliopsida; Solanales; Solanaceae
Product: multiple C2 domain and transmembrane region protein 6-like
Source: RefSeq, a predicted model, not a curated record